Molecule: messenger RNA, 1359 nt
Organism: Amblyraja radiata (thorny skate)
Lineage: Eukaryota; Metazoa; Chordata; Chondrichthyes; Rajiformes; Rajidae
Product: inositol 1,4,5-trisphosphate receptor-interacting protein-like
Exons: 2
Cellular component (GO): membrane
Source: RefSeq, a predicted model, not a curated record
AUGUGUGUUCUGAUGAUCACGGGAAGCUUGUACCACCCUCGUCUCCUCAGUGAUGAAGUGGAGAGUGAGGAGGUCCAGAACAGAAUCAAGGAGCACGAGUACCGGUACAAACUGGAGAUAGAAUGGCUCCAGAGAGAAAUGGAGGAAAAAAGUAACCGUGAUGGUAAUAUAAGGAAUACAUUUGCAAAAAAGGAAGAUUCAGUAACAUGGAAUUGGAACACUCAUAUUAUUCUCCUACUGGUCACAAUCCAGUUCUUGGGAUUCUGGAUAGGCGACACUUUGCCACAUAUUCCCCAGGACUAUAAUAGUGAGGAAGAAGAGGAAGAAGAAAAGGAAAAUGAAUUUCCUCGAAGAAUUUACGGCAACAUUUUGAAUAUUCCUGAUCAAAGUGUGCUGGAUCAGUUCUACACCAUUUGCAUUCAGAAUGCGAGCCAAGAGCCAAAUCAGACCUGUGAAUUUGUAGAAAGCUUUGUGGACAAUCUUUUGGAGGCCAGUAGGAAUCUCUGUCAGUGGAACUCCGAGCUGAUCCUUGAAGACUGUGUGGGUAUUGGGAGUCAGUUUGAAAAAUGGGGCUGUAAGACACCAUCUAUAUAUGAUAUUUUGGUUCCAAUUUUUCUCCAGGAUGGAUAUUGUUUUAAACCAGAGAUUUAUUCCUGUGACAUCCCACCUGAAAAACAGAAUUAUGGCAGGAUUCUCAUGGUUACACCGCACAAUGCUGACUUGGGCUGCCAAUGUAAAACCACAGAACUUGAAGGGGAUAUUCUGUGUCUUAUUCACAGCAAGAGAUUUGAACCUGAUGUUCGUGCCAAUUGCCUUGCUUCUAUCAUGUGUUCCGAUUAGUAUUUGGAUUAUAAGAAGGUAGUAAAAUGGUUCAGGGAUUUAUUAGCCAAAUCUUGGAACAAAAUUUGCCAUAAGUACGAUUUUGAACUUACCUUUUGCAAUAUUACAGGUUGCUGUGGGUUAAAAGUCCAUUAUCAGUCUGGACGAACCAUUUGCAUAAAAGUCUUUCCUGCUGUGAGGCUGAAGAAUUCAGAUGUCCAUCUUGUACCCAGUUUUUCCGACUGCUCCAUGAAUAGUACAGCAUCCACUACUUACUGGAACAUUUCCUGUGCAGUCUGUGAGCACAGGUUUCUGCAAAUCAUGGCCAAAAAUACCCCCAAAAGCUCGUGUCACCUCGAAUGCUUUCAAAUACUGAUCUUUCUAACUGAAAAACAGCGCAGUUCUCCAGACCAGCAAUCUGUUCUUGGUUCCUAUGUCUUUAAGACUGUCCUUAUGCAUCUGCUGUUAAGUCAGCCAUUUUCAAACUGGCAUGAAAGUCACCUGGAACAUCGGCUGAGAGUUUUGGGCAGACCAAAGUGA